UCCGCGGCGCGCCCGGGCCGGAGUGCCUGGUGAAGAAUGUGAUGGGAUCACUAGCAUGUCUGCGGAGAGCGGCCCUGGGACGAGAUUGAGAAAUCUGCCAGUAAUGGGGGAUGGACUAGAAACUUCCCAAAUGUCUACGACGCAGGCCCAGGCCCAACCUCAGCCAGCCAACGCAGCCAGCACCAACCCCCCGCCCCCAGAGACCUCCAACCCUAACAAGCCCAAGAGGCAGACCAACCAACUGCAAUACCUGCUCAGAGUGGUGCUCAAGACACUAUGGAAACAUCAGUUUGCGUGGCCUUUCCAGCAGCCUGUGGAUGCCGUCAAGCUGAACCUCCCUGAUUACUAUAAGAUCAUUAAAACGCCUAUGGAUAUGGGAACAAUAAAGAAGCGCUUGGAAAACAACUAUUACUGGAAUGCUCAGGAAUGUAUCCAGGACUUCAACACUAUGUUUACAAAUUGUUACAUCUACAACAAGCCUGGAGAUGACAUAGUCUUAAUGGCAGAAGCUCUGGAAAAGCUCUUCUUGCAAAAAAUAAAUGAACUACCCACAGAAGAAACCGAGAUCAUGAUAGUCCAGGCGAAAGGAAGAGGACGUGGGAGGAAAGAAGCAGGGACAGCAAAACCUGGCGUUUCCACGGUACCAAACACAACUCAAGCAUCAACUCCUCCGCAGACCCAGACCCCUCAGCCGAAUCCUCCUCCUGUGCAGGCCACGCCUCACCCCUUCCCUGCUGUCACCCCAGACCUCAUCGUCCAGACCCCUGUCAUGACAGUGGUGCCUCCCCAGCCACUGCAGACACCCCCGCCGGUGCCCCCCCAGCCACAACCCCCACCCGCUCCAGCUCCCCAGCCUGUACAGAGCCACCCACCCAUCAUCGCGGCCACCCCACAGCCUGUGAAGACAAAGAAAGGAGUGAAGAGGAAAGCAGACACCACCACCCCCACCACCAUUGACCCCAUUCACGAGCCACCCUCACUGCCCCCGGAGCCCAAGACCACCAAGCUGGGCCAGCGGCGGGAGAGCAGCCGGCCUGUGAAACCUCCAAAGAAGGACGUGCCCGACUCUCAGCAGCACCCGGCACCAGAGAAGAGUAGCAAGGUCUCAGAGCAGCUCAAGUGCUGCAGCGGCAUCCUCAAGGAGAUGUUUGCCAAGAAGCACGCCGCCUAUGCCUGGCCCUUCUACAAGCCUGUGGACGUGGAGGCACUGGGCCUGCAUGACUACUGUGACAUCAUCAAGCACCCCAUGGACAUGAGCACAAUCAAGUCUAAACUGGAGGCCCGUGAGUACCGUGAUGCUCAGGAGUUUGGUGCUGACGUCCGAUUGAUGUUCUCCAACUGCUAUAAGUACAACCCUCCUGACCACGAGGUGGUGGCCAUGGCCCGCAAGCUCCAGGAUGUGUUCGAAAUGCGCUUUGCCAAGAUGCCGGAUGAGCCUGAGGAGCCAGUGGUGGCUGUGUCCUCCCCGGCAGUGCCCCCUCCCACCAAGGUUGUGGCCCCGCCCUCCUCCAGCGACAGCAGCAGCGAUAGCUCCUCAGACAGUGACAGUUCGACUGAUGACUCUGAGGAGGAGCGAGCCCAGCGGCUGGCUGAGCUCCAGGAGCAGCUCAAAGCCGUCCACGAGCAGCUUGCAGCCCUCUCUCAGCCCCAGCAGAACAAACCAAAGAAAAAGGAGAAAGACAAGAAGGAAAAGAAAAAAGAAAAGCACAAAAGGAAAGAGGAAGUGGAAGAGAAUAAAAAAAGCAAAGCCAAGGAACCUCCUCCCAAAAAGACAAAGAAAAAUAAUAGCAGCAACAGCAGUGCGAGCAAGAAGGAGCCAGCGCCCAUGAAGAGCAAGCCCCCUCCCACGUAUGAGUCGGAGGAAGAGGACAAGUGCAAGCCUAUGUCCUAUGAGGAGAAGCGGCAGCUCAGCCUGGACAUCAACAAGCUCCCCGGCGAGAAGCUGGGCCGCGUGGUGCACAUCAUCCAGUCACGGGAGCCCUCGCUGAAGAACUCCAACCCCGACGAGAUUGAGAUCGACUUUGAGACCCUGAAGCCGUCCACACUGCGUGAGCUGGAGCGCUAUGUCACCUCCUGUUUGCGGAAGAAAAGGAAACCUCAAGCUGAGAAAGUUGAUGUGAUUGCCGGCUCCUCCAAGAUGAAGGGCUUCUCGUCCUCAGAGUCGGAGAGCUCCAGUGAGUCCAGCUCCUCUGACAGCGAAGACUCCGAAACAGAGAUGGCUCCGAAGUCAAAAAAGAAGGGGCACCCCGGGAGGGAGCAGAAGAAGCACCAUCAUCACCACCAUCAGCAGAUGCAGCAGGCCCCGGCUCCUGUGCCCCAGCAGCCGCCCCCGCCUCCCCAGCAGCCCCCACCGCCUCCACCUCCGCAGCAGCAACAGCAGCCGCCGCCCCCGCCUCCCCCACCCUCCAUGCCUCAGCAGGCAGCCCCGGCGAUGAAGUCCUCGCCCCCACCCUUCAUUGCCACCCAGGUGCCCGUCCUGGAGCCCCAGCUCCCAGGCAGCGUCUUUGACCCCAUCGGCCACUUCACCCAGCCCAUCCUGCACCUGCCGCAGCCCGAGCUGCCCCCUCACCUGCCCCAGCCGCCUGAGCACAGCACUCCACCCCAUCUCAACCAGCACGCGGUGGUCUCUCCUCCAGCUUUGCACAACGCGCUGCCCCAGCAGCCAUCACGGCCCAGCAACCGAGCCGCUGCCCUGCCUCCCAAGCCCGCCCGGCCCCCAGCCGUGUCACCAGCGUUGACCCAACCACCCCUGCUCCCACAGCCCCCCAUGGCCCAACCACCCCAAGUAUUGCUGGAGGAUGAAGAGCCACCUGCCCCACCCCUCACCUCCAUGCAGAUGCAGCUGUACCUGCAGCAACUGCAGAAGGUGCAGCCCCCUACGCCGCUACUCCCUUCCGUGAAGGUGCAGUCCCAGCCCCCGCCCCCCCUGCCGCCCCCACCCCACCCUUCUGUGCAGCAGCAGCUGCAGCAGCAGCCGCCACCACCUCCGCCGCCCCAGCCCCAGCCCCCGCCCCAGCAGCAGCAUCAGCCCCCUCCACGGCCCGUGCACUUGCAGCCCAUGCAAUUCUCCACCCACAUCCAACAGCCCCCACCACCCCAGGGCCAGCAGCCCCCUCACCAGCCCCCGGGCCAGCAGCCACCCCCGCCACAGCCUGCCAAGCCUCAGCAAGUCAUCCAGCAUCACCAUUCACCCCGGCACCACAAGUCAGACCCCUACUCAACCGGUCACCUCCGUGAAGCCCCCUCCCCGCUUAUGAUACAUUCCCCCCAGAUGUCACAGUUCCAGAGCCUGACCCACCAGUCUCCACCCCAGCAAAACGUCCAGCCUAAGAAGCAGGUAACGGGCAGGGCUGGGCCAUAGUCUCCAGGGCCAGGCGUGGACCGGGGCCGGGGGUGCCUGCUCACCUCACCAGCUGCUGUGCCUGUGCCAUCCCAGGAGCUGCGUGCAGCCUCCGUGGUCCAGCCCCAGCCCCUGGUGGUGGUGAAGGAGGAGAAGAUCCACUCACCCAUCAUCCGCAGUGAGCCCUUCAGCCCCUCGCUGCGGCCGGAGCCCCCCAAGCACCCGGAGAGCAUCAAGGCCCCCGUCCAUCUGCCCCAGCGGCCGGAGAUGAAGCCUGUGGAUGUCGGGAGGCCUGUGAUCCGGCCCCCUGAGCAGAACGCACCGCCACCGGGGGCCCCUGACAAGGACAAACAGAAACAGGAGCCGAAGACUCCGGUUGCACCCAAAAAGGACCUGAAAAUCAAGAACAUGGGCUCCUGGGCCAGCCUAGUGCAGAAGCAUCCAACAACCCCCUCCUCCACAGCCAAGUCAUCCAGCGACAGCUUUGAGCAGUUUCGCCGUGCUGCUCGGGAGAAGGAGGAGCGUGAGAAGGCCCUGAAGGCUCAGGCCGAGCACGCUGAGAAGGAGAAGGAGCGGCUGCGGCAGGAGCGCAUGAGGAGCCGAGAGGAUGAGGAUGCGCUGGAGCAGGCCCGGCGGGCUCAUGAAGAGGCUCGCCGGCGCCAGGAGCAGCAGCAGCAGCAGCAGCAGCGCCAGGAGCAACAGCAGCAGCAGCAGCAACAAGCGGCUGCGGUGGCUGCCGCAGCCACCCCCCAGGCCCAGAGCUCCCAGCCCCAGUCCAUGCUGGACCAGCAGAGGGAGUUGGCCCGGAAGCGGGAGCAGGAGCGAAGACGCCGGGAAGCCAUGGCAGCUACCAUUGACAUGAAUUUCCAGAGUGAUCUAUUGUCAAUAUUUGAAGAAAAUCUUUUCUGAGCGCACCUAGGUGGCUUUUGACUUUGAUUUUCUGGCAAAACAUUGACUUUCCAUAGUGUUAGGGGCGGCGGUGCAGGUGGGAGCAGUGGCCAGGGGAUGCCUCAGGGCCUGGCCCUCCUGCAUGCUGUGCCCGGGGCAGGCCUGACGGGCAGCUGAGGAUUGCAGAGCCUGUCUGCCUUACGGCCAGUCGGACAGACGUCCCGCCACCCACCACCCCGCACAGGACGUCUGCUCAGCGCACGCCUUGUUACAAGCAAGUGCCGGCUGGACCCAAGCCCUGCAUCCCCAUGUGCGGGGCAGAGGCCCUUCUCUCCGCCAAAUGUCUACACAGUAUACACAGGACAUCGUUGCUGCCGCCACCGUGACUGGUUUUCUGUCCCCAAGAACGUGACGUUCGUGACAUCCUGCCCGCCAGGAGUCCUUCCCCACACCCCAGCAAUCGCCGCCCGCUCUCAGGAGGCCAGGGCAGGCCUGCGUGGGCUGGAAGCGGGCGAGGCCAGCCCACCCCCUCGCUGGCACUGACUUUGCCUUGAACAGACCCCCCCGACCCUCCCCCACAAGCCUUUAAUUGAGAGCCGCUCUCUGUAAGUGUUUGCUUGUGCAAAAGGGAAUAGUGCCGUGGAGGUGUGUGUGUCCAUGGCAUCCGGAGCGAGGCGACUGUCCUGUGUGGGUAGCCCUCGGCCGGGGAGUGAGGCCGCCAACCAAAGUCAGUUCCUUCCCACCUGUGUUUCUGUUUUUUUUUUUUUUUUCUAUAUAUAUUUUUUGUUGAAUUCUAUUUUAUUUUUAAUUCUCUCUUCUCCUCCAGACACAAUGGCACUGCUUAUCUCCGAAAUGGUGUGAUCGUCUCCUCAUUGAGCAGCGGCUGCCACCGCGCUGUGGGUAGUGUGUGACCGUGGCUGUACUGUAUAGUGAACAUAGUUGGCAUACCUUUGUUUGAAGUUUGUUGGUGACUCCACCAAACUGGUGUAAAGAAAAAAGCUCAAAAAAAUCCACAAAAAAGACAAAACACACAAAAAAAUCCUGCCUAUAUUUUACUCAGUUUCAAACUUUAUUAGUCUAUUUUUAAUUAUAAAACCAGAAAGCUGCGAUUUCUUUUCCUUCCCCUCCCCCACCCCACCCAUUUGUUGGCUUUUUUGUUUUUUAAUGUCAGAUCUGUUGAGUUGGUUUUUUUUUGUUGUUGUUGGUUUUGUUUUUUUACUGAGAAAGGAAGGGCCAAGGGAUGAGGUGGGCACCAGACCCUGGGGGCGCCACAGACUGCGACUCCCCCACCUGGCGCCCAGCCCUGACCAGCUGGCCGUUCCUGCCUGUGCUUUCUUUUUUUUUUUUUUUUUUUUUUUUAAUUUUAUAAUUGGACCCCUUGGUGAGGUUACGCGUGCCAUGAGAACCCACUCUACACCACGACGCUGGUGCCUCAGUGUUGGCCAAACUCUGGAGUCACUGACUGGUUUGACUUUCAUACGGUGAAUAUGCAUUUGGUCUGUACUGAUCAUGGAAUAAACACAUCUCUCUUUUUUAAUGCUGGCGUCUCCCUGACAUUUCUUUGUGAACUGUUGCCUAGGCUAGGCCCAGGGGAUCCCCUGGACCCCAGACCACCUCUGUACAGGAUCUACCGCCAGGGGUUACCUAGCCCCUCUCCUGUGACCUGUCCCUGUCUGCCCUGGGCAGGAGCCAUGCAGGGUCAUACCAACCACCCCAAGCUGAAGCUGUGACACAGAGCCCAGUACCCAUCCUUGUAGACCCUGGCCGAGGUGGAGGGUGUACUCCAGCAGAACCCUGGCCAAACUCCAGACAGUAUUCUUCCCCUCCACGCUACUCCAUCCUGUCUCCCAUUCACCAAAGGUCUUGGGCCACUUCUACCUUGCCUGCCUCAACCUAACUCCUCCUUUCAUUUAAGCUCAGGGUUAACCAGAUAUUCUUAGAUAAGUCUACGUCCCCCAAAAUAGAAUCCUAACCCCCCAUGCAUAUACACACACACGUGCACAUUGCUGCCCCAGAACGCCCACAGGUGGCCACCCUGCCUGUGUGCCCACCUGUGUAUGCACAUGCCCCAGCCACAAGGCACGGGUGACGGCCAAGAAGAGCCCCUAAGAUGUAAGAUACAAGUAUAUAAUUUAUAUGUAUGUAGAGACAAACUGAAACAUUUCCAGCACUGUUUAUUAACCUACAUCCCCUCUUUUUGACCUUUCAAGGUCCUUUAUUGUCUUUGGAUCUGCCAAAUCUCCCUGUGAGGGUGUGGUUCAGGCAUCCAGCCAGAGGCCCCCCCACUUCCUCUUUGUCCCUGCCCACUGAGGCACUUCCUCAUAUACCACUGUGCCGCUUCAAGUGUGACGUAUUUAGGUUCUUUGGGGUUUCUUCCAUCUCAUCCCACCCCCUCAAUUGUUGUUCCUUGUUUUGUUCAGACACUUCCCCAGGCUGGGUCCAACUGCUGAGCUGGAUAGUUUUCUCUGCACCUUCCUGCUGAAGAUUUAACUCUGCCAUGGCCUUCUCCACACCUCCCUGAUGGGUGUCUCUCUAACUGGGUUGUAAUUAGAACUGGGAUCUAUUUAAUUUCUCCAGCCAUUUCCCAACCCUUCCCACAGUACUAGAAAUCUUAGUCCUAUACCAGAGUAAGAGGUGUGUACAAGCCCCCACUGUACUGUAUGCACGGAUCGCUUGGCCAAUAAUUAUGUCAGUGAAUCUGAGACUUGUAUUAAACACUUUAGACAUUUGUAGAAGGGAAUUCAUAGAGUUUUCACUUAUAUACGAAAGGUUUUUUUUUUUGUGCAGUUCUCAUUGCAAAAAUAAACAUUUGUACUGAAUAUAAA
Molecule: messenger RNA, 7053 nt
Organism: Rhinopithecus roxellana (golden snub-nosed monkey)
Lineage: Eukaryota; Metazoa; Chordata; Mammalia; Primates; Cercopithecidae
Gene: BRD4
Product: bromodomain containing 4
Biological process (GO): positive regulation of transcription elongation by RNA polymerase II; chromatin remodeling
Cellular component (GO): chromatin; nucleus
Source: RefSeq, a predicted model, not a curated record